AUGGCCACCAAACCCUUCGCCAUCAUCGCCGGCGUCGGCCCAGGCACUGGCGCCUCCAUCGCCCGCCGCUUCGCCAAAUCCUACCCCAUCGUAGUACUAGCCCGCAACCCAGCAAACUACCAGCCGGUCGUGGACGAAAUCAACUCCGCUGGCGGCCAAGCCACCGGCAUCAGCGCCGAUCUCUCCGACACCACAGGUGUCCGUUCCGCCUUUGAGCAGAUCAAAUCGCAGUUCCAGGGUUCAUCGCUAGCAGCUGCCGUAUUCAACUCGGGCGGUGGAUUCGUGAGGAAGCCUUUCCUCGAAUUGACCGAGACGGACUUUGCGUCCGGCUUUGAGAGUCAGGGAAAAGGAGCAUUCAACUUCGCACAGAAUGUCCUCCCACUUUUCCCUGCUGAGUCGCAAGGAGGGUUGAAAUACCCACCUACUCUCAUUUUCACUGGUGCGACAGCCAGCCUGAAGGGAUCGGCGCAAUUCGCUUCCUUUGCGGCGGGCAAGUUCGCGCUGAGAGCGUUGGCGCAGUCGCUGGCGAGAGAGUUUGGGCCGAAGGGUAUUCAUGUCUCGCAUGUUAUCAUUGAUGGGGUUAUUGAUAUCCCGAGGACGAAGGGGUGGGUGUUUGAGAAGGAGGAUGCCAAGUUGGAUCCUGAGGCUAUUGCCGACUCGUAUUGGCAUUUGCAUACGCAGCCUAGAACGACGUUCGGGUUUGAGUUGGAUUUGAGGCCAUAUGUGGAGAGGUGGUAA
Messenger RNA from Aspergillus tubingensis, 738 nucleotides. RefSeq names its product oxidoreductase, short chain dehydrogenase/reductase family. NCBI's taxonomy places the organism in Eukaryota, Fungi, Ascomycota, Eurotiomycetes, Eurotiales, Aspergillaceae. The coding region runs from base 1 to 738 and encodes 245 amino acids. The transcript is spliced from 4 exons. The record is from RefSeq and is a predicted model, not a curated record.